GCCUUGCCUAAGUUUGAUAGAUACAUUUUGUAAGAUUAGAAAUUUUCAUCAGAGCAUUCACUGGUACUUCUGCUCUGUAUAAAAAGAGUUUUAUAAGAAAAAACUGUAGCUUGGUUACACGGAAAAAAAUCUAAGAAAAGAUGAGCCGAAAGAAAUAUAAGAGUGCAAUAGUCGAGCUGGGCAUGUUGUUGCUGGGCUGUAUUGUGCUAGGCUGGAUACCAACAGUCCAGUCCGAGAUCUGUACGCUGGGCGAGAAGACACCUACACCAAACUACACAGCAGCUCUGGACGCUUCAUACACAUUCAUCAUCGAGAUGACGGACCUUAUCGCCAAAAAGACGUACUACGUUCACGAGACUCGCCAGAAGCACGAUGACGUAGACUGGGCCGUGAACGUAGCGGCAGUGCACGUGAGGUCCGAUACGACGUCUGAGACCUUCUACUACUACGACGCUCAGAGGCGUUUUGUGCACUACAAGGACGGUGGCUGUAGCGUGGACGCGUUGCCCUUCGACCCGUGGGGGUGGUGGGAUGAAGACCCCCAGCACGGCAGCACCCAUUACGGCCCCAGCUCCAUCCUGCGUCUCGCCGGCUACCUCGACACCGAAAAGUUCACAACAGCAGCCGAGUUUCGCAACGAUGUCAUGUGUGAGGGCUGGAAGGCGUGCGCCGGCGACGGCGACCGAGAGCUACAUUACUUCUAUUCAGCCCCCAAUGUCUCGAUGCCCGACGCGCCUUACUUCGGCAGCGGCAACUUGGCCUUCCCUGUUCACUACAGCGUCAGGAAAAUGGAUGCAACCAGUCACAUUGAGUACAAUAUACUCAUGUUCGUCCCUUUCGUCGUAGACCACAGCUUCCUGGAGACCCCCCGCGGUUCUGACUGCGAGAACGUAACAUCGCUGCUGGAAGGUUUUAACCUACCCACCAUGCCCGAGCACUACUCCUUCCACCAAGAGGUGGUGUACAAUCCCAGCAUCGAGGGGGUGCAGAACGGCACCCAGAAGAUUGAUUACUCCAAGGCCUACUACAGCGCUGACAUGUCGCUGAUAAGAAUGGACUUUAUUCCCUCUAAUGCCGAUGAAACUGUCUUCGGGAACCAGGACCCCGUCAAAAUUAUAUUGGAUUAUAACACAGGCGUGCAGUAUCUCAUCGACAAAGUGAACGGAAACUGUUCUAGGACAUCUUUGGUAUCUCAUCACUCGCAUAAUCACGGCAUUUUUGGAGGUUCAGGAGAGAUGGUCAGUCCCAAUGGAUUCCUGAACAUGCUGGGCAACUUCUCUUACCUCGGGCCCGAUGUUGACCGCCACAUGGAGGACCAUCGCUGGACCACCACGAGACAUGGAAUAUACGAUUAUAUUUCGGGCACCACGCUCAACAAAGCAGUUCUUGAGUGGGAAUUCCUACUCCAACCCUCGGAGCAGCUGGAGCGAAGUUCCUACAGCGCCUUCGCCCCAGUUCGCUCCAAUCUAUUCCUGUACAACAACGAAAAGGCAGACAUGAUUGACCACAUGAUGAGUGUGAACGUGUACGACUACAGCGCCAUCAGACGCUACACGCCCGACGAGUUCAGCGUGUACGAGUGUGCCGAGCAGCGCGACUUCGACGUAUCGUACCUCGUGCUUCUCUUCCUCACUGACCCAACUCAGCACGCGGCAGCACAGGAGGCCACGGACCAGAUCGUGCACCAGGUCUACUACCAAGUCAUGACUUAUGGACAGAUUUCCCCUGUACGCAUAGCGGACAUUGACAUCACGGACGGCCUGAACGAACCAAGCCCCAGCCCCAACUAUACAGACUCAACAGUCAUGCUGGUGUCGGUGCGGCUCAUGGAAAGAGUUCCGUACAUAUUUUCUUAUGAAAAAGAUACGGAGACGCCAUCUCUUCCGGGCGUCAACGAGGAAAAAUUAAGCGGAAUUUCAAGCAAAGAAGAGUGCGCCGAAUUCUGUUCACUGAACGAUGACUACGAGUGCAAAUCAUUCCAGGUAUGCGACGAUAGUGACUGCUACCUCAGUAAGACUGUUGAUCAGGACGGUGAGCCAGUCCCCGGCGUCCAGUCUUGUGAGCAUUGGGUUCUCAGCCUCGAAAAUAUCUCCUUCGUGGACCUGCCAACCGAACAGGCUUACCACAAGAUAAUAGAAGCCGUUAUCGACGAUAAAUUUACGCUCACUCUCCACACUCAUGAGGGUGGAGACGUAGGAAUGAAUGCGAGCGAAGCGUUCCUGUACAACAACCCUGACCCAAUGGACGCUAUUUCUCGUCAGUUCACAACGUUCGCUCGGCACUACAGGCUUGCUAAACCAGACAACGACAUUCAAGGGGUUAGUACGUUGCUGGAGUGUGAGGCGCUGUGUCUGAACAUCCAGGAGUAUACCUGCGCUAGUCUCUCCUACACGUGGACGACGGGUGACUGCCGCACUUCUGCCCUGCACGCCGACGAAAUGGACGCAUCCGGCACGCAGACAUUCAGUCACUCCGACGUCCUAACGAAGUCAUAUAUGACGGAGUACCUGCCGGUGCCGGGCAGGGUGUCGCUCAACUCGAGCGGGCCGGUCUACCCCAAUGUGGCCAGCUUCGAGGCCUGCGCCAGGCUGUGCUCCAUCGAAACAUCCAUCACGUGUCGUAGUUUCAAUCUUUGCUUCAACGGGGAAUGCCAGCUACACGAGGAAGCCUACCUCGGCGCGGGAGAGGAGGCGAACUACUCUCCUCACUCACAAUGUUCACUCUUCUCUAAGCAGAGUAAGUCGAGCUUCGUGAAGCACAGCAACCAGGGACUGGGCAGUGACCACCACAAGCUGGUGCUGACUAGGACCACUACCGACACCUGCGCUCAGCUCUGCAUCGACAGUAAGUGCCCUGACGCCUUGCGGGAGCGCAGCCACAACUUCAGCCGACCGCGAUAUAUAUCACCGAGAAGAAGCCAACCGAAGAAGAAUAUUGGAACCGCUCCGUCGUUGCGGCACGNGCCCCACGAUCGCCCCAAGCUCGAUGAGUAG
Molecule: messenger RNA, 2993 nt
Organism: Hyalella azteca
Lineage: Eukaryota; Metazoa; Arthropoda; Malacostraca; Amphipoda; Hyalellidae
Exons: 22
Coding region: 141-2993 (950 amino acids)
Source: RefSeq, a predicted model, not a curated record